Messenger RNA from Cornus florida, 855 nucleotides. Its product is annotated as non-specific lipid transfer protein GPI-anchored 16. Lineage: Eukaryota; Viridiplantae; Streptophyta; Magnoliopsida; Cornales; Cornaceae. The transcript has 4 exons. Bases 44 to 685 code for a protein of 213 amino acids. The record is from RefSeq and is a predicted model, not a curated record. Gene Ontology annotation, biological process: lipid transport. Gene Ontology annotation, molecular function: lipid binding.
CGUUCAAUUUUUUCAAUACCAUUUGCCUCCCUCUCUUCAAGGAAUGUCAAGGUUCAAGGCUUUUCCAUAUAACAUUGCAUUAUAUGCAACUCUAAUAAUUGUUUUAUCAGUCAUUUCAGUUAAUGGGCAGAUCAUCAGCACACCAUGCACAGCCUCAAUGAUCAGCAGCUUCACUCCAUGCUUAAAUUUCAUCACGGGAAGUACCGGCAACGGGUCUUCACCGAAUGCCGGUUGUUGCAGCUCAUUAAAGUCUCUCAUGAGCGGUAGCAUGGAUUGUGCUUGUCUUAUCAUCACUGGAAAUAUUCCUUUCUCACUACCCAUUAACCAAACCCUAGCACUCUCACUCCCACGAUCAUGUAAUGGUGGUGUGCCCAUACAGUGCAAAGCCUCUGGUGUUCCUCUUCCAGCUCCAGGUCCUGCUUUAUUUGUGCCAACACCUCCACCUACUGCUUCUUCUCCUUUUAGUCCAACAGCUUCAAAAGCAACAGCCUUAGCACCAUCACCAGACGAACCGACUUUUGAUACAGCACCGGCAUCUCCUCCAUUGCAUUCAUCGGUAGCUCCAACGGCAACUGCAGGGAUCCGACCAGUGCUGACCCCAAAAUCAGCUUCUAGUCCAUCGUCCACCUUUUCACCAUCUGUCCUGAUAAUGUUUCUGGGGAUCAUGGUCUUCAAAUGCUACUGAAUUAAAUACUGGAUGAUUCUAAUCCGGCAUUUUGUGUGUUUUGUUCCUUGCUUUUGUUUGACAUUAUUUUUUCUCUUAUGGGAGGAUGUGAGCUUGAUAAUGAGUGGCUUGUUCAUUUCUAUCUUACAUCCAUAGUAGAACUCAAAUCAAAUAGUUGUAAGAUAGUGUCG